AUGGUUAAUUUGCCAGAUUUAUUCGCAAGAAGGAAUCAGUGUUUGGUAGUGGAGUCUGUUCUUCACUCUAUUGUGGUGCUUACCUCACAUUUACAAUUCAAAUCAAAUCAACUCAAAUCAAAUCAAAUCAACUCAAAUCAAAUCAAAUCAAAUCAAAUCAAAUCAAAUCAAAUCAAAUCAAAUCAAAUCAAAUCAAAUCAAAUCAAAUCAAAUCAAAUCAAAUCAAAUCAAAUCAAAUCAAAUCAAAACUGA
Messenger RNA from Phycomyces blakesleeanus NRRL 1555(-), 252 nucleotides. RefSeq lists its product as hypothetical. The record is from RefSeq and is a predicted model, not a curated record. The transcript has a single exon. The coding region runs from base 1 to 252 and encodes 83 amino acids. Lineage: Eukaryota; Fungi; Mucoromycota; Mucoromycetes; Mucorales; Phycomycetaceae.